AUGACGGAUAAUGCCCAGGGGUGGGAUAUUAUAUUCACUUCCCACUACACUUGGGUAGUGUUUGGUAUGUGGGAUGAGAGGUGGAAUGGAAUGAACUAUUGCGAUAGAAUGAAAAAAAAAAUCAUAAACACCGCGCAUCACCUUCACUAUCUACCACCACCACCUGCCGUCGUCACCACCUGCCACCAACCUCCGCCGACCACCACCACCGUACUCCGCUGCCAGCGCCGCCCGCCGCCACCGCCGCCCGCUGCCACCCGCCAUCGCAAACCAUCGCCAACCACCACCACCAUCCUCCGCUGCCACAACCCGCUACCGUCGCCACCACCAUCGACCACCAUCGCCGCCACCGCCACCACCGACCACCGCCACCCCGACCACUACCGCCACCCUCUGCCGGCCACCACCACUAUCCUCCGUGGCCACCUCCCGCUACCGUCGACCACCACCACCCACCGUCGUUGUCGCCACCACCAUCAAUCACCAUCGACGCCACCCGCAACCACCAACAACUGCCACCCCGGCCACUACCGCCACCCUCCGCCGACCACCACCACCAUCUUCCGCGGCCACCACCCGCUACCAUCAACCACCACCACCCACCGUCGUCGCCACCAGCCACCGCAGACCACUACCAACCCCGACCAUCGCCGCCGCCACCGUUAA
Molecule: messenger RNA, 666 nt
Organism: Helianthus annuus (common sunflower)
Lineage: Eukaryota; Viridiplantae; Streptophyta; Magnoliopsida; Asterales; Asteraceae
Product: mucin-2-like
Exons: 2
Coding region: 1-666 (221 amino acids)
Source: RefSeq, a predicted model, not a curated record